Messenger RNA from Pelobates cultripes (western spadefoot toad), 912 nucleotides. NCBI's taxonomy places the organism in Eukaryota, Metazoa, Chordata, Amphibia, Anura, Pelobatidae. The record is from the annotation of a GenBank genome assembly.
AUGCCGGCAGCAACACGCGAAGAGGCCGGAGGCCCCAAGGUGAAGCCUGCUACCACUCCGCCUGAUGAUCACCCUGCUUCCACCCUGGAGGGCAUCGGGGAAGAGAUUCGCACAAUGGCGGCCUCAAUGGCUACAAAAGCAGAUCUCCUGGUCCUUACCACCACGAUUCAGGACGCACUGCGGGAUCUAAUGGCCGGAAUCCGGACGGAGCACUCCCAGGCGGCACAGACUGCCAGACUGGCGACGACGGACACAGCACUCACAAGGCAGGGUGACCUGCUCUUAAAACUAAGGAGGUCGGUUGAAGAUCUUGACAACUGCGGACGCAGGUGCAACAUAAGGGUUCGCGGAAUGCCAGAAAUAGAAGGUGAGGAGGACCUCUUCCGCUUGAUCUUGCCUGAGGAUACACAGCUGGACAUAAGGUACGACAGGGCACACAGAGCAUUGCGGCCCCGGUCGCUUGAGGAAGGCCCAAGGGACAUAAUAUGCUGCAUACACUACUUCUCAACUAAGGACGCCAUCAUGAAAGCGGCCAGAUCCCGACCCACAUGGGACUUCCGAGGGGCACAAAUAUCACUAUUCAACGACUUGUCCCCAGUAACCUUAGAAGCCAGAAGAGGUCUGCGACCCAUCACAACGCUACUCAGGGAUCACAACAUUCCCUACAAAUGGGGGUUCCCAUUCACCCUGCUGGCGAGACACCGAAACGGGUGGGCCUCAAUCCGCUGGCCGGAGGAGGCACCCGGCUUUUUAGAGGAACUAGGCCUUCCACCCGUACAAAUACCUGACUGGAUCCUGGGACUUCUCGUGGCUGGUCCGAGACCCCAACGGGCUCCUAGGCGACGCAGAGGAAGAUCACCGCCGGGACCGGCACAGCGCCACCGCAACCCACAAGGAGUCCAGGAAGAAUAG